Messenger RNA from Paramormyrops kingsleyae, 3917 nucleotides. RefSeq names its product PH domain containing endocytic trafficking adaptor 2 (gene pheta2). Gene Ontology annotation, biological process: endosome organization; retrograde transport, endosome to Golgi; receptor recycling. Gene Ontology annotation, cellular component: trans-Golgi network; early endosome; recycling endosome. NCBI's taxonomy places the organism in Eukaryota, Metazoa, Chordata, Actinopteri, Osteoglossiformes, Mormyridae. The record is from RefSeq and is a predicted model, not a curated record.
UGCGAUUCUGCAGCAACUCCUGUUACGGUUUCGGUACUCUUUAGUCACAUCCAGGCUUUUGUAGUGACGGAGUUCUCUGAUGAAGAUCCAUGGAAGCAUCCUGCGCCGCUUCUGGUCCUGCUGCUCACCAGUCGACAAACACGGCUAUCUCUAUAGAAAGGAACAGAAGACUGGCUCCUAUAAGAAGCACUGGUUUGUACUGAAGGGGAAUCUUCUCUUCUACCAAGAGCAACCAGGGGACAGCAGCCCACUGGGGGUCAUAGUGCUGGAGGGCUGCUCCAUCCAGCUAUGCGACUCGGAGGGGCCGUUUGCCUUUUCUGUGGUGUAUGGGGACCGGGGGCAAUGGAACCAUAGGCUGGCCGGUGCAGAUGAGCCGACGCAGCAGAGCUGGGUUAAAGUGCUGCUGGCGGCCAGCCACGGCUUCUUGUCCAUGCUGGUGAGGGACCUAGAGAGGCAGUAUAAAGAUAUGGGAGGUAUAGCCUACCCCUCUGAGUCUCUGCAGCUCUCCACUGGGUCUCGUCUAGAGGAAUCACAGUUAACCUGCUCUCUGGGUUCCAAGGACACAGGCUACUCCUUCUUCAGGCGAAGCAGGGGUCCUCUGCCAAAAGUGGGGCGAGGCUAUACCAGGAGCCUGUCAUUUCAUGCCCUUCACACUUCAAGCUGGAGGUCGCCGAAACUCUGGAAAAAGACAACCAUCCAUAUCACACCCGUAAGCAGACCAGCCCCACCGUGUGCAGGACCAGAGCCCCUGGAGGAUUUCUGCACAUUGCAUGAGCUCUAUGGUCAGGAAGUAAAAACUGUAAUGGCCACAUGGCGAGAAAGGCAGAAUGAUGGAGAAGUUCAGGAGGGGGAUAUGACUGAAUCGAGUUAAACGAUGUUGUAAAAUGUUCCUAAUGUUCCGCGGUGCAGUCAUGUGAUGGGGGCACUUAUUUAGGUUACCUGUGUCAUGGUCAAUUUAUGAGGUUGAGUUUGUUUACUCUUCCAUCCAAACCCGAAUAGCCAACCUUGCCCAUAUUUGUAGCUAUCAACACCCAUCUUUUGUCCUUGUGUGUUUCUUCCCUCUGCUAUUGUCGAAAACCUCUCUGCUGUUUUUCUUUAAACCAUUCUCAUUUCUCACACCCCCAUUCCCCUAAUCCUUCCCCCCAGCCCUGGGCCCUAUUUUGCACCGGCGGAUAGCGCGACGCAAAGUGGUUUUGCACUGUUGUCGCUUUUGCUCUUUUAAGGCAGUGCAAUGUCAUUGUGCUUUCGACCAACAAAAACCACAUCUGAAGUCAGUGGUCCAUUAUUAAAUGGCAUUUAAGUGGCACGUUUUAGAAAUGUGCAGGUGCACAAUGCUUCUUACAGACACAGAUAUACUAUUGUUUUUGGUUCAUUGCAUGUUACGCCCAAGACACACCUCCGACCAAUUAAGACAGGACAACCUUAUUGCACCUUGCACUGGCUCAAAGUCUGGUUUUUCCAUCAUCAACCGUAAUCAAAAAAACUGGGGUCGCGGGGGGGACUAGAACCUAUCCUGAGAACAAGGAGCACAGGCGGGAACAAACCCUGGGCAGUCGCCAACACACUCACAGGACCAAUUUAGACAUGCCAAUCAACCUAUACUGCACACUUUUGGACUGUGGGAGGAAACCGGAGCCCCCCGCGGAACCCCACACGAACACGGGAAGAGCAUGCAAACUCCACACAGAAAGGACCCGGGACCUAACCCAGGACUUAACCCAGGACCUUCUUGCGGUGAGGCAGCAGCGCUAACCACUGCGCCACCAUAUCGCCCCCUAUAGGAAUCCAAUAGGGAUAAUCCUGUAGAAUUUCUAUCAUAUUUUGGAACCAAAACCCUAUAGAAAUCCUACUGGAUUUUUUAAAUACGAAAAUAAAACAGAGUUAUUGCUCUCUCACAUGAUGUAGCUUAUCAAGGUAACAAUAGCUUCAGUGCCAAUUUAAAUAGGCUAUCGGCUAAGAAGGAAGACAUAUGCAGUACUUUAACAUUAACAUGAUGAUAAAGACAAUAUAUGAGUGAUUUUAAGAUUUACUAACCUUUCUGGAUUAUUUUUCAGGGCCAGAUUCAUCCCCAUAUCUUACAUCAUGAAUACAUCCCAUAGCACAGACACCAUUUACAAUUUUUUUGGUGUAAAACAUCCCAUUUUGGGGAAUCCAUAAUCCACAGAAUGAGCAUAUACAUGUCUAGGAAUCUGGGAGAGAGACUGUGGAGAGGGGAGAGGGGUAUUGAACGCAGGAAUGCCGUUGUUACUGAUUAACUGGUGAAACGUUUUUAACUUGGAAACGGCUUGUGCUUGUUUUGCCGUAGCAACAAUCUUAUAUGGUUUAUAUGGUUUCUGCACUAAUGCACUCAAUACAUUUGCCAAGGAAGCAUCACAGCUAAUGGUUAAGAGACUUUACUAGGAGUAGCUAAUUUUAGCGAACAUAUAAAUACAUGGGUGAGAUUCGCCUUGAGUUCUUGACAGGUCUUGAUGUUGGGCAGUCUUGGCUCUUCAACAUUGCAUGGACAUCAGGGACAGUGGCUUUGGAUUGGAUGUUCCCAUUUUGACCCCUUGUGGUCCUUUGAGUUUGCCCUGCUUCUGUUUUGUUUUUUCCAGUAAAGCUCUUUUCAUUCCCCUGUGCUUGUUCUCCCUUCCUUCCUUGCCUGGGUGUGACACAUAGCCGUAAUUUGUUCAGCAUGAAAUGACCUCAUGCACAAUUGGCUGUAUUGAAACAUCUUGAAAUAUCUAAUCAUUUUUCUUCUCCUAGUCAUGGUCUUUUCAAAGAAACAGGAAAACAUACACACAGAAAAGGCAGAUAUAGAAGUUAAUUAUGAAAGCUCAGCGGCACUGCUGUUUGUUUGCCUUCUUUAAAAAAUAAAAUUACAAACGGUAUCUUCUAGGCUAGGCACCCUUCUUUUAUUCAGAUUGUUAGAUCCUGAUUGGCUGUGUGAAGUGCCCAGAAAAUCCAGAUACUGCUAGAUUUACAGAAGGUUAUAUGCAACAUGAAUUACCAAGUCCAUUUGACGAUAUGUUCAAUCAUUCCCUCUCAAUGAGGGAAUGAUUGUGGCGAAAGGGAGGGGAUAUUUAAGGGUGUAUCCUGAUGUUGAGGCUGAUGUGCGAAGCCAAAAGCAUAUUGUUGAGUGUGGGGCAAAGGAUAUAGAGGAAGGUGUUGACCAUGUGCUUGACCAUGUGUCUGUGUCACCCUUGAUCCUAUUAAACAGUUCUACUGGUUCUGAUAUGAUGAAAGGGUUCCCAGUGGGGUUAUAUGCAUUGUAUGCUACUUGGGGUAACCAAACAAUUCUUAGAACUUUGGCUUAACAGCAAAUAUCACACUGAUCCAUGGAAUAUUGGACCAUCCAAACACACAACUGAUCAAAGAUUAUUGCCCAUCAGACCAACCCUCUGACGUCCCCAGAGUGCCACACACAGUCCACUUGGCACAUAAGUGGAAAGCCGCAGAGUGUCAGAGCUGGCUGCUGUUUUACAGUUCACCUGUCUGACACAUGAUCUUGCCAAAUAAAUACUUAAGACAUCGGUUAAUGUUAGUAAAUGCAAUAUUCAACCUUCUUAAUGACAGAGUUUCAGAAACAGACUUGGCAGACGUUUCUAACUAUAUAAAAAAAUUGUUUGCCAGAUCCCAGAAAUUUAUGGAACAUGCCAAAUGUCAUAUAAUGUCCACCUGUUAACACAUCUAACAUUUUCUGUCAAGUGGUAUAGGCCACUGUGGUCAAAUUUUGCUUUUGUAUUUGAAGGGCAUAACCAAAGGCUGUCAUGGUUAUGCCAUGGCACACUAUCAAUAACAAACCAAAUAGCAUUCCACUUUAAUGUACAGCGAUCUUUGGCAGAUUUACUAGAGGUCACAUUGUGUAUGGAAUAUCACACACAGAGUGAAUCAGGUGACUGAAUAGAUGGUUGUCCUUUGAGGUCCAAAGCUAUGAG